UGCCAUAGUCCCGACCAUGACUGCAGCUUCGUCAUCUAGUGUUCAAGCAUUGGAUGCCUUGUCCGAAUACGACGAUGUCAUUUCAUGGAUCAACGAUACGCUUCCAACCUCUGAGGACAGAGAGGAUGACGUCGUCGACCUCGCUGAACUCGACCAACACAUUACGCAGCUCCUGGCAUCUCUCGACAUUGCCUCGGAAGACACGUCGUCCCAGCUGGAGAGAACCGUUCGCGACGUCUCUCGCGCUGUACCCAGACUCACUUACGACCUUCAUUUCAUGAAAGAUGGUGCGCUCACCCUCCAAAGCGGCCUCCUUCGUGUUCGCUCCCGGGCGAAGGCGGCAGUUCCUCUAUCUACCCAGGACGCCCUCAAUAAACUCCAUGUUUUGGAUACCAUGAAAAGUCACAUGGAAUUGGCGCGUGAGGUCCUGCGGGAGGCGGAGAGCUGGAGCACCCUGGAAAUCGAAGUUACAUCACUUCUUUCGGACAACAAUUAUGCCAAAGCAGCUGCUCGGCUUUCGGAAGCCAGUCGCAGCAUGGUCGUCUUUCAAAAUACUCCAGAUUAUGACCCUCGUCGCGCUCUCAUGGUCAAUUUGCAGAACCAGCUGGAAGCGUCCCUCAGUUCUGCCUUAGUGGCCGCGAUUAACGUCCAUGACCUAGCGGCGUGCAAGAGUUAUUUCUCCAUCUUUUCAGAUAUCCAACGCGAACACGAAUUUCGCAACUAUUACAACGGUUCUCGGAGGGCAGAAGUGGUAGCACUCUGGCAGAAUGCACGAUUGCUGGAUUGCGAUGGCGAGGGCACACAAACGCUUGUCGAAUUCCUUCCCAAAUUCUACGAAUAUCUUCUAUCCCUCCUAAAUCUCGAAUGCGCCUCUAUGUCAUUCAUUUUCCCUGACCCAGCCGUCUCGCUCUCGGCACUUAUAUCUUCAGUUCUGUCUGCUCUCCAGCCCACGUUCGCUCAACGGCUUACCUCAUUAUUCAGUCAUCAUGGCGAUUCUGUUCUCAAAAUUCUUAUUUCUUUAUUCAAAAUGACGGAGGAUUUCGCUGUUGCUGCAGAGAAAGUAACAGAAAAGAUUAAGCACUCUACGACUUCCAUAGAAACCUCCGAGUCACCGACGUCCCAACCUGCAGCCCACAAGCGCCGACGUUCAAUGCGGAUGUCCAUGUCUUGGCGCAACACCCCAGCCCGCACUUCUUCCUCCACACAGAGCAUUACCAAGCUGUCCAGUCUCCUUGAGUGGGAGCAAGAGCUCUUCCAACCUUUCCUCGAUUUUCAGGUUGAAUAUGCUUCUCUUGAGAGGCGCUUCCUCGAUGACAAUCUCCGUUAUAUUACCAAGAACGACGGCGCGCGCGGUGAUGCAAAUCCGGAUGAUGCACGUCUUCUACGUGAGCGAGCCGUGGAUGUGUUCGGUGCCGCUGAAGAAAGUGUCACACGCUGUGUGUCUUUCACACAUGGAUAUGGUGCAGUGGGGCUUGUACAAGCGUUGGAUGGUUUCUUCAAGUCUUUCGUUGAUAUGCGGACUAACGAUCUUCGUAAAACGUCCUCUCCCUCUUCUUCUACAUAUAAUUCUGCCGGAGAAGGCCUAUCUGGGCUAGAUUACACACCGCAGGAUUGGGCUGAGUUCCAACACUACCUUCAUCUUCUAUCUUCCGCUCGAAGCGUCUUUGAGCGAAUGUUGUCUUUUGAGAAUAAGCUUCGUGCUAGCCUCACCCAGAUAUCCACGACUCUUCGCCUAUCGCGCGAAGAUCCAACCGCAUUUGGUUCAAACCGAAGUCAACUAUUGGAACAGUCCACUCUUCAUUCUCCUGAUCUUCAUACCCUUCUGGAAUCUCGCCCUACCGAUCCUCUUUUGGUUGAAGCGCGCGCGGCAGUGUAUCAACUUGCUAGAACGUGCCAAGAAUAUCUUCAGCGCACUAUUCUCUCCCCCCUCAUGAAGCCUUUGUCCGGAUAUGCGUCCCUUCCUUUGUGGAACGCGCCAGGAAAUGGAAAGUCACAAAAAGUCAAUGAACUCCAAGUUCCAUCCUUUUCUUUGUCUCCCAGCGAGACAGUACAGCGUGUUGCGGAUAACUUACUCAACCUUCCUCAGUUAUUCGAGGUGUAUGUUGAUGAUGACGCUCUUUCCUUCUCUUUGCAUACACUCCCGCAUAUCGAUGAACCUGAGAUACCUUUGGAACCUCAGCCGGUGUACGUAGGGCAUGCACGGCGGCAGAGCAUAUCCAAGCCCUUAGCACAAGGACCGAGCCCAGAGCUGGUGUCGUCUGCGUGGCUAUCGUCGCUCAGUCGGACGCUGCUGACUCAUCUGACGAAGGAGGUUCUCCCUGCCAUUCCUAUGCUCUCACAAGCAGGUUCUGCACAACUAAGUUCUGAUUUGGGAUACCUCUCCAAUAUUGUGCGGGCAAUCAAUAUCGAGUUUGAUGAUCUCGAGCGGUGGCGCACAUGCAUCGACUCAGAGGAUGGCGGGGGAAUCCAGGACAAGGUAUGGAAAGAAGUGAACAGAAUGCGUGGAGUAAAGAAACCAUGACGCUAAUACGCGCUUCUUAACUCGCUCAGAUCCCAUUUUAUCAAGCGUUUAUAUGCAUCAAUCAGUGACAAUAGAAAAGGGUAAUAUGCAACACAAGAUCUGAACUCUCGCCCAUGGCAAUGGUUACUACAGCGGAAGUCAAUAGGAAAUAACGCAAUUUCGUGUCCAAUAUAUUUCGAAAUCCUGCUCCCCUCCUUUCAGCCUGAAUACGCGGAAAUGGCAGUGUCAAAUGCAUCCGCGAUCGUCGUUUUGAUCUCAUUGGCUUGGUCUAAGAGGUCAGCCUGUCGAUAGGGUCAUCUCAACUGCAAAGCGAUAUAUUAUAGCAGCUACUCGUACUGGGGACUUGGCAAUUAACGCAUUUGAGAACGCUGUAGUUCC
This is a messenger RNA of Desarmillaria tabescens, 2899 nucleotides long. RefSeq names its product Golgi complex component 7-domain-containing protein. Gene Ontology annotation, biological process: retrograde vesicle-mediated transport, Golgi to endoplasmic reticulum; Golgi organization; intracellular protein transport. The record is from RefSeq and is a predicted model, not a curated record. NCBI's taxonomy places the organism in Eukaryota, Fungi, Basidiomycota, Agaricomycetes, Agaricales, Physalacriaceae. The coding region runs from base 17 to 2521 and encodes 834 amino acids. The transcript is spliced from 2 exons. Gene Ontology annotation, cellular component: COG complex.